Drosophila arizonae is the source of this 1347-nucleotide messenger RNA. RefSeq names its product mangetout (gene mtt). Gene Ontology annotation, molecular function: G protein-coupled receptor activity. Gene Ontology annotation, cellular component: membrane. NCBI's taxonomy places the organism in Eukaryota, Metazoa, Arthropoda, Insecta, Diptera, Drosophilidae. The record is from RefSeq and is a predicted model, not a curated record. Gene Ontology annotation, biological process: G protein-coupled receptor signaling pathway.
AUAUCCAAAUAAAUUGUGAAUUAACUCAAGAUUAAAGUCGAUGCAAACAUGAAAUUAGCAUGUUCGAAUCGUUUGUGUGUGCUCGCUUUUGUUAUUGUGCUGCUGGCGCUGGGCGAAUCGAGUGCGGGCAGCGCGGAGAGUGCGGUUAUUGGUGAUAUACGAGAUAAGUGGUCCGUGGACAAUGGCCAACAGCAGCAACACCAACAGCAACAGCAACAGCAGGAGGAGCAGGAGCAGCCAAAGAGGGAGCUGCCAGCGCCAGAACAGCAGCUGCUUUUUCCAGUUGAACAAUUCAAGAGCUACACAGCCGCGAGGCAUCAUCAUAUUAAUCACCACCACCACCAUCAUCAUCACCAUCACCAUCAUCAUCAGCAGCAGCAGCAGCAGCAGCAGCGAAAACAUCUGCAUCAGCAUAAGCAUCGUGUUCAUGGCCGGACUUAUAGAGAAAAUCAUUAUAAGGCGCUGGAGCUGGAAGAGCGACAGCAACAGCUGGGCAAACACUCGCACUGGCUGCACUCGGCCACGCCGGCAACAUUUCCCGAUUAUGUCAACGACGAGGAACUGGCGGAACAGCAGUCGCCAGAGAAGCCACAGCCCUCACAGUUGGAGCAACAUGUGGUGGACCAGCUAGACUAUGCCAAUAAUCAUUUUGAUUUGGAGAGCUAUCAGCGCUAUGCGAACAUCGAGCUGCCACUCAGCCUGUCGCCCGCUGGCGGUCCCUCGACGCGCUCCGGCCGCCAUCGUGGACGCCACGUGACGCCGCACUAUGCCAACAGCAACAACAAUAAUAACAACAACAAUCAGGCCAACAAUCUGAUGCUGCCACUGAUAUCGGAGCUGGGCGGCAAAUAUUUGCGUUCGCUGCCCGACUCGGUCGACUUUCUGCAGGAUCGCCUCCAUGCCAGCCAGCCGCAGCGCCACUGGCCCGUCAAGCGCGAAGCCAUUGUUGAGGGCGACGUCAUAAUUGGCGGCCUCAUGAUGGUGCACUCGCGCGAGGACAGCAUCACCUGCGGUCCCAUCAUGCCGCAGGGCGGCAUCCAGGCCCUCGAGGCCAUGCUCUACACCAUCGAUCGCAUCAACGAGAUGCAUCUGCUGCCAAACAUCACGCUCGGCGCGCACAUACUCGACGACUGCGACAAGGACUCGUACGGCCUCGAAAUGGCCGUGGACUUUAUUAAAGGCUCGAUUAGCAACAUAGACGAUGCCGAAUAUCAUUGCAACAAGACGCAAGUGCGCAAGGUGAUAUCGGGCGUGGUGGGUGCUGCCUCAUCGGUGACAUCCAUACAGGUGGCCAAUUUGCUGAGAUUGUUUCGGAUACCCCAAGUAAGUCUAGUAUUUCUCAGUUGA